Molecule: messenger RNA, 1996 nt
Organism: Terrapene triunguis (Three-toed box turtle)
Lineage: Eukaryota; Metazoa; Chordata; Testudines; Emydidae
Gene: MPI
Product: mannose phosphate isomerase
Exons: 8
Coding region: 50-1321 (423 amino acids)
Biological process (GO): carbohydrate metabolic process; GDP-mannose biosynthetic process
Cellular component (GO): cytosol
Molecular function (GO): zinc ion binding; mannose-6-phosphate isomerase activity
Source: RefSeq, a predicted model, not a curated record
UCGGCCGGUGGGGCGGUGCAGGCUGGGGAAGCGGGCACCAGGCGGAGCCAUGGCGGAGCUGAGAGUGUUUCCCCUUUCCUGCGUUGUGCAGAAAUAUGCCUGGGGGAAGAUCGGCCCGGACAGCGAAGUGGCCAAGCUGCUGGCUAGCAGUGAUCCACUGGCACAGAUCGAUCCAGACAAGCCAUAUGCUGAGCUCUGGAUGGGAACCCACCCUAGAGGCGACGCUGUUAUUCUGGAUAAUCGAAUUCCCCAGAAGACCUUAGGACAGUGGAUAGCAGAUAAUCCUGGAUGCCUGGGAUCCAAGGUCAAGGAGACCUUCCAGGGCCAGUUGCCUUUCCUGUUCAAAGUGCUGUCGGUUAACACAGCCCUGUCCAUCCAGGCCCAUCCCAACAAGGAGCUGGCGGGAAAGCUUCACGCCCAGUUUCCCGAGCACUAUCCAGAUGCCAAUCACAAGCCAGAGAUGGCCAUUGCGCUGACCUCCUUCCAGGGCAUGUGCGGCUUCCGGCCCGUGGAGGAAAUUGUGGCUUUUCUCCAGAAGGUCCCCGAGUUCCGGGCGCUGAUUGGCAACGUGGCAGCGGAGCAGCUGGAGCGCAGUGUGUGCAAUGACCCCCGAGGCGUGUCUGCCGCGCUGCGGGUCUGCUUCACCAGGAUGAUGAAGAGCGAAAAGAAGGUCUUUGUGGACCAGCUGAACAUGCUGGUGAAGAGGAUUUCCCAGGAAGUUGCUGCGGGGAAGGACACCUCGGGGAGCAGUGGGAAGCUGCUGCUGCAGCUGCACUCGCAGUUCCCGGGAGACAUCGGCUGCUUUGCCAUUUACUUCCUGAACCUGGUGAUGCUGCAGCCAGGAGAGUCCAUGUUCCUGGGAGCCAACGAGCCUCAUGCCUACCUCUAUGGAGACUGCAUCGAGUGCAUGGCAUGCUCCGACAACACUGUGCGAGCCGGCCUGACGCCCAAAUUCAUUGACGUGCUCACCCUGUGUGAAAUGCUGAACUACACCCCAGCACCCAGCAGCUCCAAGGUCUUUGCCCCCACGCAGAGCCGCUUGGAUCCCUGUGUCUACCUCUACGACCCGCCUGUGCCAGACUUCACUGUCAUGAAAAUAGAGAUUCCCUCCUCUAUUAAGCUGUACCUCAUCUCAGCCAUCGACUCUGCCAGUAUCCUGCUGGUGAUCCAAGGCACGGCCGUGGGCACCUCCACCGCUGCCAUUUCUGAAAUGACCCUGCGCCGGGGCUCAGUGCUCUUCAUCUCUGCCAACGAGAGCGUCUCCCUGCACCUGUCCUCCCUGGAUGGAAUGCUGCUCUUCCGAGCCUGCUGCCUCCUCUAGUCUGGGACACUUGGCACCUACCCUGCUGUGACUCCACUUAGAAUAGAUAGAAACUGGCCUGCGCAAACUAGACUUGCGCAUGAUGGGUUAGCUUGAAACUUGCCCACAAACCACUGUGUCCAAACCUAAAGCAGCAGGGUCCCAAUCUGUAGAAACAGCAACUCCAACUCCCAUCCCCUGACUUGCAUCUCUUCAGCUCCCAGCAUUAAAUGAAGUGCUGGGAGGAAGAGUCCAUUACCUUCCCCCCUCCCAUUAUGUAACACUGUAGAGGCAGCUGCUCUCAUGUCUGCUCCAAGUGGAUAUGGAGAGUAAUAGGUGAGUUUCCCUAACAUAGUGCAUCCUGUAGUGCCAGCAGAGCAUUACCUGCACUGUGACAUCUGUUCCUUUUGGUCUCAAGUGGGCCAUGGAGUUGUAGCUGGAAGGGGGUGGGGGGGAAUGUGGUUGGGAUUUGUAUGGUGGUAAGAUGCAUGUAUACUAUUAAGAUAGGAGUCCCUUUCGGAGCUACCACAACUGGAAAGCACAGUACUGUAAGGGAACGCUGGUGAGUUCCUGCUCAAGGAAUGCUGUGCCAACCUGUCCGGGGGGAAGCUAUAGAAAAAGAUUGUUUGGUUGUUGCAGGAAACUCAGUGCUUUUUCUCCUAGCUCGUCAAUUUCCAUCCAUAGUGAUGCAGUUUC